AUGAGCGUUCGCGAGGAGUUCCCCACGAAGACAUCGGAGGCGUAUGGCUUCAAGCCAGUGUUCUCACGACAGCUUGUCACAUCUUUUGGCGAGAACCUGCCUUUUGUACGGUAUAACUGUCUUGCGGUCAGCAGCAAGCAUCGGUUAUUCGCUGCCUGCGGGGCAGCAGAGGUGGUGAUCGGGUCGUUGGAGGCACUGCGGCAGUGGGGUGAGAGCGGUGACGAGCUGGAGCUGGUAGCCCGGCAUGCUGCGCAGGAUGUUGUGGGCGUGGGAUUCUGCCGGGACGUAGUCGUUUAUGCGACAAGGGCGGGAGAGCUGUGGAGCCGGGAGGUGGGCAGCACAGGACAGUGGUCGCAGCGGUCCGUGGGCGCUGGGACGGUUGGCAUGCACUGCGUUGGCGCGUACGCGCUGCUGCUGCGGGCAUCGGGUGAGGUGCUGCGUGUGCACGUGGGCAACGGCCAGCAGGAAAGCAUUGCUUUGGACGUGUGCGACUUCGACGCGCGAGGCAGCGAGGUACUGUAUCUCGAGCGCGGCUUCAGGCUGCGCAUGGCGAACGUGGGCGGCGGUGAGGAGCGGCGGGUGGAGCUGCCCGACGACAUGCGGGAGGAAGAUACGCAGCCCAUCGCGGUCAGAUACCUGUCGCGUGAGCAGGCGCUGGUGGUGGUGGGAGAAGAGACACCCGAUGAUGCGGACGAGGUGGUGUAUGCGCACAAGAUGUAUGUUGUGUCACUUCAGUCGGGCGAUGCUCGCGAAAGCUUUGACAUUUUGCCUGCGUUCGGCAGCGUGAAGCGCAACCCUGCGUACUAUGGCUGCACACUGUAUAACCUGGCGUCAGAUGGUAGACAGCUACACGUGCUUGCGUCGUCGUGCUCGUCUGAAUUGACGUUGCUGGACGACGCCGAGGUGCUACAGCCACUGCAGGAUGCGGACCGCGCUGUGCUGCGCAUUAACCCGGAUACAGAUAACGACACCAGUGCUCUUGGUUUGGCGCUGGAUGUGGUUACUCGAAUGCGCGUUGUUGAGCCGUGCGCGGGAGUGGAUGCAGCCUCUGAGCUACCUCUGGCAUACGUGCUGAAUAAUCUUGGUGUGUUGGAAUGCUGGGCUCUGUACCAAUCCGAUGCGCUAAAAGCGGGUAAACUGUCGCUCGAUGCAACAUUAAAUGAGUUGAUCAGGGAAGCUGAGUCUAUUAGCAGCGAAUCUCCAGAGGAGCACAUCCAAGAUAUAUCCCAGUCGCCUGCUGAACCUACAAAGUCAUCUACUUUUAAUGCGAUCAGUACAAAGAGCGAUCAGCCUGAUGCGGCAGCUUCCCCUGAAAACACAAAUAUCAUCUCGCCAUCUCCGAAGCCUGCGUUUGGGUCCGGAAGAGUUUUUGGUACACCUGCAUUUGGCCAUCAAUCGAUGGAAUCUAUUGCGCCGAGUGGCGCCACAAUGGUCCCAAGUCAUGGAACCACUUUCGGGCAGGACACUAAUUCCAUGCAGACAGAUGCCAAUCCCGACAAAACAGAAGAUCAAAGGCACCAAUGGCCUUCUAGUACAUCGCAUCCCUUUGGAGUACCGCCCCCAGGCACAACUUCAAACAACGAACCGCAUUCUAGCAAGUCAAACGCAGUUACUGGCGGUAACACUGGUAACGCUCCAGAGAACCCAUCUUCUGGCACAUCCACUUUUGGGAAACCGGCCUUUGGUUCAGUCACCACCCCGGGAACUAUAUUUGGCACUCCUGGUUUCGCCUCAGCCAAAACAGCAGUUUCUGCUUUUGGGCAGCCUGCUUUUGGAGGAAGUGCUUUUGGGAAGCCCGUUUUCGGCGAGGGUUCCUCAGCGGAGCCUGCCUCUGGAGAGGAACCCGGGAAGUCUGCCUUUGGAGAAAGCGCAUUUGGGAAGCCUGCCUUUGGAGAAAGCGCAUUUGGGAAGCCUGCCUUUGGAGAAAGCGCAUUUGGGAAGCCUGCCUUUGGAGAAAGCGCAUUUGCGAAGCCUGCCUUUGGGAAGCCUUCCUUUGGAGAAAGUACUGCGACAAACCCGAAGUCAGAGGAAAGCGCCUUUGGGAAGCCCGCCUUUGGCGCAAACGCCUUUGGGAAACCCGCUUUCGGUGAAAGUCCUUUUAACAAAUCUAUACCUGGAUCCCCAUUCGCAAAGCCCUUCGGCGCAGGUUUACCUGCUUCGUCAAGUCCCUUUGGAAACCUAUCUUCAACCCCCUUUGGGAAGAUAUCUUCAAGUCCUUUCGGACAGUUAUCUGCUAGUCCCGAAGCGAAAGCAGUAAGCCCAUUUGGAAAGACAGCAUUUUCUUCUUCCGCAUCUCCGAGCACCUUUGGAACUCCAGUCUUUAGCGCGGCUCAAGAUACUGAUCAGAAAACGAAUAAAUUAGAAUUCGGAACCGGUAACAGUAUAGACACUUCGGCGCCUAAUUCAAAAAUCACGUCCCCAAAUUCCGCCACACAAGGUGCCAUCUCAUCCGCUACAGUAUUCCCAGUAGGGAAGGCCACCGCUGCACAGCAUAAUCAAGAGAAUUUCACUCCGACACCAAUCACCAAAUCUCAUGAAGGUCGGAAGACAAGUGUUAGUAAGGAUAAUGCAGACUUUAUUCAAAAUACUCCUACCAAAGAAAAUCCUGCUCUGAGCCUUCUAAGUCUAAGCGGAAGUUUGGAGCAAACUGUUUCUACUGAAGGCAUGCAAACCGCUAAGGAACAAUUAACAGAUUACUCUGGAGCAACUUCAGAAGGUAUUACUUCGGAGGAGGAGGAGGAUGACGAUUCAUCUAAUGAAUUAGCGGCAUCCGGUGGCGAAGACGAUAGUGGUGAGGACAAUGAGGAGUCUCACGAUGUAGACGAAGGAUCGGUUGUUUCUCCUUCUAUAGGUAACAACAAGUUAGAAGAUUCGUCUGGUAUUUCGGCCACUGCGAAGUCGGAAAAUAAAGCUGAGAUUUCGUCUAUGAAAUCCAUCACAGAAAGGAUUAAGAAAGCUGCAAAUCUUCCAGCGUCUUCGGCCAUUAUGAACAUAACUUCUUCCCCCGAUGCGACACCUGAUAUUAAGCGAGUCGUGUCUCCAUUUUCUGACUUCACGAAUAAAUUGAAUCCACCAGAAGCAAACAAUGGACAGGCUCCUUUCUCUUUCUCAGCUUUAACUAAGAAAGAGCAGGAAUCGGGAACGAGACGUGAAGGUAAUCCAGAGCAUGCCACACUGUCGGAUCAAGACUCUUCUUCAGCAAAGGGAUCUUCUAGGCGCGGGUCAAUAAUAGCGAAGGAAAAUAGGUAUUCCUCUAGCGGCGGUGCGCCGCAAUCCGCACAGGUGCAAAAACCGGGUACAUCAAUAACGAGACCAUCCGAUGUGGCCAUUAGCCCCCAGAAUAGCGCAUCUCUGGACAGUUCAAAUUCUCUUUCUGAUAUUUCAUCCAAUCGCGUAUCAGACGAUGAUCAAAGUUCCCAGCCACCAUCUAGCGAUGAAGGUGAGUCCGAAUCAUCCGAGGUUCCUCCCUCGGAUCCUACGCAUGGUUCCGAACGUCAACUAAGUACUAUCACAGAGGAAUCCGUGGAUUUACCGCCUUCCGCAAAUGUAUCACCGUUUGCAACUGACAACAGUGUUGCGUAUAACAGUAACAGAAAAAUGCAAGUCGACUCUAAUGUUCAAACAAGGCCUUUGCAACUUGCUCACAAAGAAGUUGAUGCAAUCCCGGUAACAGUAAAUACUUUCUGCCAAGCCGCUCCUGCCACUGCCGAUAAAGAAUUACAAACUGAUUCUUCACCAGAACUAGACUCGGCCAUUAAUGCUUUUGAAGGUGAUGAGCAGUAUCUAAGUGAGCAGUAUGCUCCCCGUCGACUUGAAAAGUUCUACACAGAAGCAUACCUGGCCGAUAUCAAGUAUACAUCCAAGAAUCCGACGACCAAGGCUGUCGAAAAAACAUGCCAUGUUAUAAACGCUGAACUGUCUACUCUGAGAUCGAAUAUAAGCAACAUAGGCAAAUUCAUUGAUGACCAGAGCAAGUCACCCUAUCCAAAAAGUGCGGAAUCCCUCUGUAAUGUAGGAGGUUGGCGGAUAGCUGAGGCAGCACAGCUGAUGGAUAUUGUCAAACGCCAACAGGCCACCUUUAAUGAUACAUUUAACGCAAUAAAAAAGCUGGACACAGAAUCACAGCUGGACUACUCAUCUUUGUUGAAGUCUGAGUAUAUGCUGAAGGACUACUAUUUGCAGCUAAAUUGCUUGAAUAAAGAAUCCGAUAAUGUUCUGAGAGAUUUAUCACUUCCCCAAAUGAAGAUUCGGAACUCGAUUAGGUCCAAACUGGUUAAUCUCACUUCUAGGAUUAAAGAGCUUACUAACAUGAUCCAAAUGAUGAAGCUCUACACAGUGAGGGGAAACAAUAAGAAUGCAGCUAUUGUUCGUAAACUUAUGAAUGACAGUAUGGAACGCGGUAGCUUGCUAGAGGAAAUCCAGUCAUUGCGCCAGGAAGUUUCCAGACUUGCCAUAGCCAAUACCCCUGUUGAUGAAGUCUCUGGUGCCCUAUCUACGCGUGAUAUUGACAGCACAGCUAUUGUAAAAGAGACCCUUACUUUGAAUGUGAAACAUCAGUUGGGAGAAUUCUUCAAGUCUAGGAUCUAA
Eremothecium gossypii ATCC 10895 is the source of this 4587-nucleotide messenger RNA. It is a transcript of the gene NUP159, whose product is annotated as FG-nucleoporin NUP159. Lineage: Eukaryota; Fungi; Ascomycota; Saccharomycetes; Saccharomycetales; Saccharomycetaceae. The record is from RefSeq and is marked provisional. Bases 1 to 4587 code for a protein of 1528 amino acids. The transcript has a single exon. Gene Ontology annotation, molecular function: protein binding.